Messenger RNA from Cannabis sativa, 1300 nucleotides. Its product is annotated as early nodulin-93. The transcript is spliced from 4 exons. NCBI's taxonomy places the organism in Eukaryota, Viridiplantae, Streptophyta, Magnoliopsida, Rosales, Cannabaceae. The record is from RefSeq and is a predicted model, not a curated record. The coding region runs from base 815 to 1117 and encodes 100 amino acids.
AAUAAUUUACAAUAUAAAAAGUAGUGUUUAAACAGUCUAUAUCACACACGUAUAAAAUAAAAUAGUCACGUGUGUAACACAAUAUUUGAACCACGUUUUAGACGUGUUAAAUUUUUUCGAAUUUUUUAAAAUUUUAUAGGAUAUCUAAAAUAACUAUAACGUAUAUGACUAUGAAAAAAAAAAAUUAACUAAAAAAUUAUUUCAGAUACCAAAACAUAGAAAUACACCGAUACAUCCUUGGGUGCAAUUUAGAAUUUUUUCAAUAAUAUUAAUUUCAUUGCAUUAAAUAUAAAACCACUUUUUUAAUACUUGUACAAACAUUUGUCUUAGUUACAUUGGAGAAAAGAUUACAUUCCACAUAUGCAAGACCCAUGAUUGUUUUGGCCACUUUUGUCUUAAAACCAGUGGAUUGAGCUUCACAUCUACAUAAUCAAAAUUUGAGAAAAAAAAAAUCUUUUACAAUCAAAAAAGAAUAAGUUAUCUCAAGAUAAGUUGCUCAUAUAUCAAAAUUACCUUGAGGCCCUCAACAAAACUAAGACAAGUCUUGUGAAACCAAGGGCAAUUAAGGAAUAAAAUCUGAAAAAAGAAAAACAAAUGGCAACUGAUUAUGAUUAACAUGUGUCUUGAUGAAAACAAGUGCCUACCACAGACCUUAGAAUUCAAAGCAAAACCAUCAAACUCUCAUCAAAACAACCUCAACAUAUGUCUCUGAUUCACCAACUAUUUCUCAUUUUUAUUUUCAUUCAAAUAUGCUUAUAAAUAUCUCAAUUAAAUUCAACAACUUCACUAGUUAUAUCUUUUAUAAUACAAAUUAAUGGCAAAGAAUGUAGCUCAAUCUUCACAGGACCAAAGAUUGGCCAUGGCUAAACGAUGUUCUGAUGAAGGUGUCAAAGCAGGAGCUAAGGCAGCUGUUGUGGCUACUAUUGCCACUGCCAUUCCAACUCUUGCUAGUGUGAGAUUUCUGCCUUGGGCAAAAGCCCAUCUGAACCACACAGCUCAAGCUCUUAUUAUCUCCACAGUGGCUGGAGCUGCAUAUUUCAUAGUUGCUGACAAGACUGUUCUGGCCACAGCUAGAAAGAAUUCCUUCAACCAAGCCAAUACUAAUAGAGAAGCUUAAAUAAUUUCAUACCCCAAAUUAUAUAAUUGGUCCUUAAUGUAUUAAUAUUAGUACCAAUAGUACAAUGUAUGUGUGUAUAUAUAAGGGUUUAAAAGAUAAAGAUUAUAGUUUUACCAGUCAAUGCAGCCUUCAAAUUGAACCAUUAUGGCAUUUCAACAUAAAACUUGAAAUUUAUAUUCUUCA